Messenger RNA from Pleurotus ostreatus (oyster mushroom), 816 nucleotides. RefSeq names its product Carbohydrate esterase 4 protein. The record is from RefSeq and is a predicted model, not a curated record. Bases 1 to 816 code for a protein of 271 amino acids. Gene Ontology annotation, biological process: carbohydrate metabolic process. The transcript has 6 exons. Gene Ontology annotation, molecular function: hydrolase activity, acting on carbon-nitrogen (but not peptide) bonds. NCBI's taxonomy places the organism in Eukaryota, Fungi, Basidiomycota, Agaricomycetes, Agaricales, Pleurotaceae.
AUGUUCGCUUCUCUCCUCGUCACGGUCGCCCUCGCCCUCGCUGGCUGUGUCAGUGCUGCCCCACAGAAGCGUGCUCUUGCUCAAGUCUACAGCAAAUGCACCGUUCCCAACACGGUAGCGCUCACUUUCGAUGACGGCCCUCAUGUCUCGCUCCACGCUAUCAGCGAUGCCCUCAGUGCUGCCGGUGGUAAAGGUACCUUCUUCUUCAACGGUAAUAACUUCGGCUGCAUCUACGACGACGCGAAUAUUGAGCGUGUCAAAUAUGCCUACAACAAAGGUCACCAAGUUGCCUCGCAUACCUGGGGUCACAAGGACCUUUCGACGCUCUCCUGGGAUCAGAUUCAUGACGAGAUGUGGCGAGUUGAACAGGCCCUUCAGCGCAUCUGCGGUGUACAACCCGCCUUCAUGCGCCCUCCUUUCGGCAACUACAACAACCUUGUUCGUGAAGCUUCUGCCGUCCGUGGUCAGAAGAUCGCUAUCUGGGACUUCGAUUCUGGUGACUCUCUUGGCGUCUCUGCUCAGGAGAGCAAGAACAGAUACGAUACUGUGGUCCGCGAACAUCCUUCUACCAUCCUUGCCCUGAACCACGAGACCGUCCCUACGACUCCGACUCAAGUCCUUCCCCACGCCAUCCAGAAGCUGAAGGGAGCCGGUUACAAGCUCGUCACUCUCGCUGAGUGCCUCAAUCAACAACCAUACCAAUGGGUUGGCGCGCCCCAAACCAAAGACGUCAGUAAUCCCUCCUUCUCACUUUCGCAUGCACCUUAUAGCUUUGAAACAGGCGAGCUGGAAGUGCUAAAGGCCUCAAGCUGCUAA